Enterobius vermicularis (human pinworm) is the source of this 1092-nucleotide messenger RNA. The record is from the annotation of a GenBank genome assembly. NCBI's taxonomy places the organism in Eukaryota, Metazoa, Nematoda, Chromadorea, Rhabditida, Oxyuridae.
AUGUUCUUAAAGGAGUGUAUUAGUGAUAACGUUCAUUUACUGUUAAAAUUGAAUUAUGACUACAAUGAUUUAAGCAAAUCGCAUUAUACCGCAAAGGUCCGUCUAAGCAUUUUUACUGUUCUGACGGUGACGGUAGAAGAUCCCCUUAGUUUUCAUGAUCCCGAUUUAAGUGAAAAAUUAGUGCCGUCUAAAAAAAGAGAAACUGCUAAACCGCUAUAUGAAGUCGAACGUAUACUUGCCGAACGGUAUAACCCGAAGAAAUUACAGAAUGAGUUUCUGUUAAAAUGGGAAGGGUAUGGAAACAAUGAAAAUUCUUGGGAACCAGAAAGCAACCUUGAAUGUGGUGAAUUAAUCAAAGAAUUUCGCUGUGGCAAGAAAAGGGAUCUGUCACCUAAUAAAAGGAGAAUGACGAUCACUACAAGUAAUCGUAGUUCGAAACACGUGAAGUCCUCGCCAUUUUCACCUUCUGCGUCUGCUGAUGGUUCGUCAAGCGCUGUCUUUGAGAAGGUCCCAAUUUUACCGGAAGGUACAUCUUCGAUGGAAAAGGGUAUUAAACCAAUCAGGAUUUUAAAUUCUUGCCGUGGGCAUGGUAUUGCACCGUUCGAUUACAUUGUUGAAUAUGAGGGUAAACGCUUAGAAAAAGUUCCUGCGGUGGUUUGCAACAGAAUGUGUCCCCAGCUCGUUACAUUUCAUUCAUUCUGUGCUGUACGUUCUUUGCGAUGUUUGGCCGAUCUUCGCUUUGGGGAGGAUUUUGUCGACAUAGCAUCCCUUCCUGACGAUGCACCUGUUGGUUUAUACAAGUCAUCCGCUGUGCGUCGAGUUGCGUCAAAAUUGCUUAAACUGGCGGUAGCAAUCGGUGCCACCUUGUUCGCAACUGGUCUUUUCAUUGAUGUUUUUUUUUAUUUACAACCAGAGAUCGCUAGUGGUUCCCGCGUUUGCUGUCACAACUUCGCAUCAGUGGCUCAUUUUAAGGCAUCCAUUUUUUAUUGUUCAUACUCUCGUCAGUGGGCUCUAUCUCCAAUUCGAGAUCAAGCGAAGCCACCCUCAGCUUUAGAUCUGGGAAAUGACAUUUAUUUCGAAGGUAUUCCAUAG